This is a messenger RNA of Colletotrichum destructivum, 1217 nucleotides long. RefSeq names its product Putative GDP/GTP exchange factor Sec2, guanine nucleotide exchange factor RAB3IL/RAB3IP/Sec2. The coding region runs from base 428 to 1216 and encodes 262 amino acids. Gene Ontology annotation, cellular component: Golgi to plasma membrane transport vesicle; cell tip. Gene Ontology annotation, molecular function: guanyl-nucleotide exchange factor activity. The transcript has a single exon. The record is from RefSeq and is a predicted model, not a curated record. Lineage: Eukaryota; Fungi; Ascomycota; Sordariomycetes; Glomerellales; Glomerellaceae. Gene Ontology annotation, biological process: exocytosis.
AGAAAACGUUCGGACGCACAAGACUGCGCAGAAGCUGCGACGAGUCGUCCCCUUUUGCUUACACGCUCAAAGCGUAGAGUAACACCACCGCACUUUUCCAUUAUAGAAACCGGCCACUUACAUAUGAUCGUGCGCCGCCCACCACCCCUCGCAAUCCUUCCCCUCCCGACGACCCUCUGGCACCUCGAAGUUACACCUCUCAAACUCUACCUUCCGCUAGCUUUUCCCGAUUCUUACAGCAAUUGGGCCGGAACGACUCGAACAUAACCUAAAAAGAAGCUUGAUCCUUCCUCCUCCUCUCCCCCCUCCCCCUCCCCCUCACCCCGCCGUAUGCCGUUCGGGCCGUCCUACUCGACUCCUCUCAACACCACGCUUCUCAAAAAUACACCACAGGCGCAGCGACGACCUGGCAAACCCCCUUCAAGCCAUGAGCGCAACCAUGACAAUGACCGCCGCCGCCGUGCCCCCACCGCCGCCGCCGCCGCCGACCCUCUCGCUCUCGACGGACCGCUCCGAGCAGCACUCCUGCCCUAGCUGCGGCGUCGUCCUUGAACCCCCGCCCGCUCUCCUCGAGGCACAGUCCCGCAUCGCCGAUCUCGAGGCCCAGGUCCGUCUACUGAACCAAAAGGCCGCCGCCGCCGUCGACCGCUGGGCCGACUACGAGGAUGAGCUCACGCGCCUGCGCAUCGCCGCCUCCCAGACCUCCACAUCCCCCGCCGCCGCCGCCGCCCCCGCGCUGGCCCCGACCCCAUCGCCCACCCGCACGAGCUUCCUCUCCGGCGGCGCCAACAGACUAUCUCAGCUCCUCAGCCCGCGCGGCAUGAAGUCCACACCAAACUUGCGCGCCCCGUCGCCGCCACCCCCCGGCACCCCGGCCUCGACCGAGGACCUGCGCGAGGCGCUCAGCAGGGAGCAGAAUCUCCGGCUGGCGGCCGAGAGCCGCCUCAGCACGACGAGCCAGGAGGUUGAGGAGUUGAGCGUGAGCCUGUUCGAACAGGCCAACGAGAUGGUCGCAACGGAGCGUCGCGCGCGCGCGAGGCUUGAGGAGCGGGUCGAGACCUUAGAGAAGCGCGACCAGGACAAGCGCCGACGCCUCGAGAGGCUCGAGGGCGCCGUGGGGCGCAUCGAGAGGGUGAGGUCGCUUUUGGGGGAGAUGAACGCGAAAGACGCCGGGGUGAGGGAGGCAGCGGAGCAGAAGAGGGCGUCGCAGCCGUGAU